AUCAUCUACGAGGCGAUCCUUGCUCAACUCCCGUUCAUAGUUCAACAUGACACUGUACAAGGCUACUCUUUUCGCUUCUGCUGCCUUGGUCGCGGUGCAAGCCCUCGUCAUCGACCCCCCUUCAGUACAUUCUUCGGAUGCGGGUGGUGGUGAUGGCCAACCGUCUUGGUAUCAUCUAUUCAAUCACCCUGUUCAUUCCCUAUUCCGGCGUCAGAAUGGGAUACCAACAGAUGGUCACGAUUAUCCUGCAGUCGGGUCUUCUGCUUGGAGUUCCGCUUACCCCCAAUCCACACCCGACUCAGCAUCCAUGCCCCAAGAGUGGAAGGACGCCCUCAAUGCUGCCAUCCAAGCAGGCAAGAUCCCGGACUUGCCUCUUUCAAUCAUAGGAUCGGACGGGAAUCCCUACUAUCCCGGUGGCCUCGAUCCAAACGGGGACGAAGUGUGCUCCGGGACGUAUAAGUGUAGAAUUGAUGGGGAGUUGUGGGACGCGCCUGAUGGUCAUAUUGGGAUCAGUUUCGACGACGGUCCACUUCCUGGUUCCUCAGAUAAGCUGUACUCAUUCAUGCAGGAAAAUGGGGUGCACGGAACGCAUUUCUACAUUGGAACAAAUAUCCUCUGGAACUACAAUGAGUUCCUCACAGCAUUCCAAGAGCUCGGGGAUGACAUCGCUGUCCACACAUGGACACACCCUUACAUGACCACUCUAUCCAACGAGGAUGUCCUAGCCGAACUCGCGUGGACGAUGCAGAUCAUUCAUGACUCAACGGGCGGAAGAAUACCUAGAUUCUGGAGGCCUCCGUACGGAGAUGUGGACAAGAGGGUGUUUGCAAUUGCGACAGAGGUUUUGGGACUGACCACGGUGCUUUGGAACCGGGACUCUGAGGAUUGGAGCAUUUCCACGGGUGCGACGACGCUUCCCGAUGUUGUCUACGCCAUCUCUGAGUGGGUCAAUGGCACUCAAUCUCCUGGCCUGAUGAUCCUUGAGCACGAAUUGACCGACGAUACCGUCUCCGCAUUCAUGCAAACCUAUCCCUUCGUCGUCGACCAUGGAUGGGCCGUCACAUCUGUCGCUCAACUUGACGGACUGGAUAAACCAUACCAGAAUGCAGAGGGCAGCACGGGCGAAGUGUGGUACGUCGAGAAUGUCGCGUGAUUAUUAUCUCUAAAUUCCCCUCGACUGGCAGUGGUGUCUCUUCCGUCUCUUCGGGUCCAUAUGCGUAGGAGUUGGUAAGGAGCCACGCCAGACAUUAACCCAUUUCGCGAUGCUCAUUCCGCAGUGUUGCUUUACCUUUUGGUUCUAUAUUACGCUCUUCACAAUAAUUUCUCCGUUGUACAAAUCUGGGACUUUGUGGUGGAUAGACAUUUAGGACAAUUAGUCAUGAUCAUCAAGGACAGUUUGGACUGCCUACGCAUCUUUUUUGUACAUACGUAUUUUAUACGAGCUUAAUGAUUCGCAACGCAUCCUAUCAUAUCCGAGGGAUGAGCAUUUUCC
Stereum hirsutum FP-91666 SS1 is the source of this 1492-nucleotide messenger RNA. RefSeq names its product glycoside hydrolase/deacetylase. The record is from RefSeq and is a predicted model, not a curated record. Lineage: Eukaryota; Fungi; Basidiomycota; Agaricomycetes; Russulales; Stereaceae. The coding region runs from base 47 to 1153 and encodes 368 amino acids. Gene Ontology annotation, molecular function: chitin deacetylase activity. Gene Ontology annotation, biological process: carbohydrate metabolic process. The transcript is spliced from 7 exons. Gene Ontology annotation, cellular component: membrane.